Messenger RNA from Tetrahymena thermophila SB210, 1575 nucleotides. RefSeq lists its product as hypothetical. Lineage: Eukaryota; Ciliophora; Oligohymenophorea; Hymenostomatida; Tetrahymenidae. The record is from RefSeq and is a predicted model, not a curated record. The transcript is spliced from 2 exons.
CGUAGAAUCAGUAUUUAUUUGUUUAAAAAUUUAAUUAAUUAAUUGAAUAAAAUGGAAUUGCUUAAAGAUGGUGAGAAGAAAGUUUUAUAUGAUUAUCAGUAAAGGUUGAAUUAACUGAAUGAAAAGCCAGAAAUAUCCACAAAUAAUAAUAGUUAGGUGCAUGCCAAAUAUAAAUACUCUAGUUUGUUAGACAAUAAUAACGGAAGACCCACAUAUUACCAGUAAUAAUAUUAACAGGAAUAUGAAAAUCUUUAGAAAGAAAAUAGAUCAAACUCAAUAAAGCUGACAAGUUCUAAUCCGCUUUUAGCUUCCAAUAAUUUUGACUAGUUUCUUUCAAAUAGCUCAAAGAAAAGACCUCUAAAUGGAUAAACUCCUAGCGAAUAUGUUAAUAAUUGCAUUUAAAAAUAGUUGGAAGCCAGAAAAGAUUUUUAUAACAGCUAAGAUAAUUCAUUAUAAUAAUCUUUUGAAAGACCAAACUCAAAAGAAAAAUAGGAUUACAUAAAGAAUGGUAGAUUCAAAGUACCAUCUGUUAACUUAUUUGCUCAAAAUUUCGAAGGUAACCUGCCGAAGAAUGUUGAUUUAGUGAAUAAAUCUUCAAAUGAUUUGUAUGCUUAAGAAUAAAAUAAUUAUGAUCUUCAUCUGAAGAGCAUGUAGAUAUCUCAAUAAUUAAAUCAAUUAAUAUAGAGAGGAGUAUUAGCAGAAAAAAAGAGGGAAGAAAAAACAUAGCUUUUUGAAAAUGUCAUACAAAACAGUAAACUUGAGUAUUAACAAAUGUUGAGUUUGCUGGAGGAAGUUGAAGAUAGAAAUUAAAAUAAAGCUUCACUAAAUUAAACCAAUUUUAAUGAGAGAGAGUAUUCUAUUAUAAAAGGUUUACAGGAAGCAGAUAAAAUUCAUGAGUAAUUAAAUACAAGCAAAAAUUAACUUUCAGAGCUUGACUAUUAACCUGUGAAGGUGCAGCAAAGUAAAGAAAGUAUGAAAGAUAUUUAAUCUGUUAAAUCUUAAACAAAGUUAAAAUCUACUGAUUCAAAAUCAAAAUUAAAAUCUAAAAAAGAGAAAGGUUCCCCAAAAACAAAACAAAAAAAAGCUAAGUAAGGUACACUAUCUAUCAUUAAGGAAACAGAGAGCUCAUAGUAAUCUCAAUCAAAUAUAAAAUCAUUGAAUAAAAUAAAAGUUAGCUAAUAACAAUAAUCAUAAUCUUCUAAAAUUUUAAAAGAUAUCAAUCCAACUUCAACAACCAAUAAUAGCUAAAAAACUAAAAAAAAUACUAUUAAUAAUGAAAAUACCAAACCACAAUCUGUAGCUAAACUUGAUAAUUAAAAUAAUCAAAGUGUAAAUUUAAACUAAGCAACCACUCAUAAUUCUGAACCAUUCAAACAAAGUAUUCCAGAAAAGCCUUAACAACAAAUCUUACAAGAAUCAGAGUUGAUAUUUAGAGGAUUUACAGCAGUAAUGAAAAGCGAAUAAGCAAGUCAUAAUAACUAAGCUAUGGAUUUUAUUAAAUAGUAAAUAAUUUAAAAUUAAUCUUUUAGAGAUGCUGCAUUAACCUUUGUGAAGCAAUACAUUUCAAGCAAAUGA